Vicia villosa (hairy vetch) is the source of this 1397-nucleotide messenger RNA. RefSeq lists its product as uncharacterized. Bases 54 to 1229 code for a protein of 391 amino acids. The record is from RefSeq and is a predicted model, not a curated record. NCBI's taxonomy places the organism in Eukaryota, Viridiplantae, Streptophyta, Magnoliopsida, Fabales, Fabaceae. The transcript has 12 exons. Gene Ontology annotation, molecular function: kinase activity.
UAGUUGGUAGCAUGCCAUGCUACUAUAUAUAUUAUUGUUAAUCACUUAUUUUUAUGAAUAAAUAUUAUAUUUCAGUUUCCUUAACAGCAGCACCAAAAACAAGACCACUGAAACCUUUUUCAAUGUCUUCGGAUUCUCCUCUUCCUCUACCUCAAAACCCCGUCAUUGUUGGGUUUGGUGGAGUUGGUGUUGAUCUUUUAGCAACGGUUGAAUCGUUUCCAAAACCAGACACCAAGAACAGAACCACUCAACUUAAGGUGCAAGGUGGUGGAAAUACAGGAAAUGCUUUGACUUGUGCUGCACGUUUGGGCUUAAAGCCUAGGAUCAUUUCUAAGGUUGCAAAUGAUGCUCAAGGUAGGGCUUUGAUCGAAGAGCUAGAAGCUGAGGGUGUGGACACUUCUUCCUUUGUGGUCUCAAAGGAAGGGACUACACCAUUUAGCUACAUUAUUAUUGACAACAACACGAAAACACGCACUUGUAUAUUCACCGAAGGAUAUCCUCCAUUGGUACCAGAACAUCUUUCGCGAACAAAAUUGUUAUCUGCAUUGAAUGGAGCUAGGUUGGCCUAUUUUGAUGUUAGAAUGCCCGCAACUGCUCUUGUCAUUGCUCAAGAGGCGUUUCGCCAGAAUAUAUCCAUCUUAGUUGAUGCCGAAAGGCCAAGGGAAGGAUUGAAUGACAUCUUGGACUUAGCCGAAUAUGUUGUAUGCUCACAAAAUUUUCCUCAGGCAUGGACAGAGACAUCGUCUAUAGCAAGAGCACUUGUUUCAAUUAUUUUAAAGCUUCCGAGACUCAAAUUUGUGAUUGCAACUUUGGGAAAAGAUGGCUGCAUAAUGCUUCAGAAAUGCGCAGAUGCAGAAGAUUCUCAAUUAGAAGAAGUGGAUAUCGACAACUCUAUGAAAUCUUUAACAGUGCAAAAAGAUGAUAGCAUAGCCAUGCCAACCUGCAUUGCCUCAAAUGUUACAAAAUUUAGAGCAGAAGGGAUAGGAUCUGUAUGCGGGAGAUUAUAUUUCGGGACAUCUGAAAAGAUUCCGCCAUCAGAACUUAUCGAUACAACUGGCGCAGGGGAUGCAUUUGUUGGAGCUGUUUUAUACGCUAUCUGUGCCAACUUGUCGCCAGAGAAAAUGUUGCCGUUUGCUUCUCACGUGGCAGCUGCUAAAUGUAGAUCUCUUGGAGCUAGGAGCGGUCUUCCAUAUCGCAUCGAUCCAUACUUGGCAUCCUUUAUUAAUUAGAGCAUCAACAUUAAAAUCGAGUCAUUGUAUUUCAGUUUAUAAAUAAUUAAUCUUUUAGCUCAAAAAUUCUUGUAUUUUUUCUCUCUGUUUCUUCUCGUUCUAAGUUAAAUUGUAAUGAUUUAGUGUGAUAAAUUUGUAAAGCAAUAUAAAAUUUGCAUUUUCAUUUCA